Messenger RNA from Pestalotiopsis fici W106-1, 1467 nucleotides. RefSeq lists its product as uncharacterized. The record is from RefSeq and is a predicted model, not a curated record. Gene Ontology annotation, molecular function: hydrolase activity. The transcript has 2 exons. NCBI's taxonomy places the organism in Eukaryota, Fungi, Ascomycota, Sordariomycetes, Amphisphaeriales, Sporocadaceae. Bases 1 to 1467 code for a protein of 488 amino acids.
AUGGCUCAAGCAGAGAGGAGCGCACUGAAGGCGCAGAUCAAGAGCCAACUCGAAACGCUUCGAGUUGUACUCCCAAGAGUACCAUUACUACUGAGAGUAGCAUUGCUGCAUAUUCUACAUCUCUCGGAUGCGGCGAAAUAUUUGGACUUGAGAAGUGAUUUGACAGUCGCUUUUCUAAGGCAUCUGUUGACGGAAUCCAAGCCGUCGCCCAUGUCAAAGUUGCAGGCUACAACUCUCAAGGACCCAGGUGUACAAGGCAGGAUAUGGGUCAGUACCGUCUCGUCAGGAAUCCCACCAGAGACGAGCAUCAGGGAUGCUGUAAUGGCAGCCGUUGACGGCACCAAAAAGGAUCUUGUCACGGCCGACGAGAAAUGCAGGGUCCCGGAACUUGUGUCGGUCGAGGCAGAGUGGAUGAGCUACCGAGCCGCAGCCACGUCGAAUGCGAAACCGCCAAACAUUUCCGAGCAAGACAAAUAUGUCGAAAUGAUGAAGGAGGUCAAGAGCAAGGUCACGGUCCUUCAUCUCCAUGGAGGCGCUUAUUACGUGUUGGAUCCAGCAUCGUAUCGCCCCUUGUGCAAGAAGCUAGCAAAGCUCACAAAAGGCCGUAUCUACUCGGUACGAUAUAGACUUGCACCACAGCAUCCAUUCCCGUCUGCGAUACUCGAUGCACUGGUCUCCUACUUUACAUUGUUAUACCCUCCGCCAGGAGCAGUGCACCAACCCGUUCCCGCUUCCGAUAUUGUGAUUAGUGGUGACAGCGCCGGGGGCGGUCUCAGCUUGGCCCUCUUGCAGACAAUACUCGAGAUUCGGAGACAGGGCAUCAAGAUUACCUGGCAUGGGCGAGAGAGAGAAGUACCGCUGCCGGCAGGCCUAGCUCUAAUGUCUCCCUGGCUAGAUGCAGUACAAAGUCUUCCAUCCUGGAUCACAAAUGUCAAAUGGGACUACCUGCCACCACCCAACCUCCUUUCUCUCAAUGUACCAGCCGACUCCAUCUGGCCAACUUCGCCGCCCAGAAGGCACAUCUAUAUGGAUGACGCCUACCUGCUGCACCCGUUGGCCAACUUGCAACUAGCAGACUCAUGGGAGAGCUCGCCGCCAAUCUACAUUUGUACCGGCUGGGAGUGUCUGACGGAUGAGGACAGAUAUCUGGUAUCGAAGCUGACCAAGGACGGCGUCACGGUGGUAUAUGAAGAGUACGAAGCCAUGCCUCACGUUUUCCCCUUCCUGCUGGGGCAAAUUCCCGGAUCAAGAAAGUGUCUCGAUGCAAUGGCCAAGUUUAUGGCGGCAGCGGUUGAAGAAUAUACAAACGUGGCAUCAAAGUACACUCUGAUCAAAGCAAAGACAUGCCAGGAAUCAGAUCUGGACAUCAAGACACUCAGCCCUUUCACGAUUGAGGAACUCAAGAAGCUCGCCUUGGAAGCGAUUGAAGAGAAGCCGGAACCGUCGAAAAUGGGACUCAAACUAUGA